GCAUUUCACCCCAGAGAAGGAAUGUUGGCAAAGAUCUCCACCACAUGGAAACUGCUCUUAAAGCUGUUGGGCCCUGAAAUUUUGCUCAGCAGUCUGAAAUCAACCCACAGCUUUUCUCAUUCACCCUCCUACUGGGGGCUAGUGCACAGGCAUGAAUACCUAUUGAGGAAAAUCAAAAAAAAACUUCACAUCAGCUGUAACGGGAAUAAGAGAGUUUUGUUCCACAAUAAGCAAGAUACUAGUUUAUUAGCUUCCAGUCACCUUGAUUUCUGCUGAGAUGAAGACUGUGCAGUCCACCCUACUAUUGUUACUAUUCAUGCCUCUGACACAGCCAGCACCAUCAGUUCAACAGGACUCGCACGUUAUCUAUGAGUAUGGAGCAGAUAAUUUCGAAGAAACCAUAUUUAGCCAAGACUAUGAGGAUAAAUACCAAGAAGGAAAAAAUAAUAAGAAAAAAGUGCCAGUGAUAAUACCUGUUGAGAACAGAUUUCAGUUACAAAGAGAUGAGGCUGUAACACCAUUACCCUCCAAGAAAGAAAAUGAUGAAAUGCCCACGUGCCUACUCUGUGUGUGUUUAAGUGGUUCUGUAUACUGUGAAGAAGUGGAUAUUGAUACUGUACCACCCUUGCCAAAGGAAUCAGCCUAUCUUUAUGCACGAUUCAACAAAAUUAAAAAGCUGACUGCCAAGGAUUUUGCAGAUAUGCCUAACUUAAGAAGGCUUGAUUUUACUGGAAAUUUGAUAGAAGAGAUAGAAGAUGGUACUUUUUCAAAACUUUCUCUGUUAGAAGAACUUUCACUCGCUGAAAAUAAACUACUGAAACUUCCAGUUCUUCCUCCAAAGCUCAUUCUACUUAAUGCAAAAAACAACAAAAUCAAGAGUAGAGGAAUAAAAGCAAAUACAUUCAAAAAAUUGAAUAAGCUCUCUUUCCUCUACUUGGACCACAAUGCUCUGGAAUCUGUGCCUCCCAAUUUACCAGAAAGCCUGCGUAUAAUUCAUCUGCAGUUUAACAACAUAACUUCAGUUACAGAUGAUACAUUCUGCAAGUCUAAUGACACCCGUUACAUUCGGGACCGUAUAGAAGAGAUUCGUCUGGAGGGCAACCCAAUCAUCCUGGGAAAGCAUCCAAACAGUUUCAUUUGCUUAAAAAGAUUACCAAUAGGGUCAUACUUUUAACCACUAUCAAUGCAAUAUAUAAGCAAAAGUACAAUACUUAUAGUCUGUUUCAACAAUGUGUAAAGGAACAUCAGUAUUGGUUUAAUAUUAAUCUUGUAUCCCAUUAUGAAUGAAUUUUACAUUUUAAGCAAAGAUGUGCAAAAAUCUUAUAUAAAAGCAAAAAGACUGAAUUUCUAAGUCCAAAACAAAGUAAUGUGAAAAAAUUUAAAAAGCAGUAAAAAAUUCUUGUAGCUUAGAGUUCCAUUUAAAAGGCAUUUAGAGCACCAUUUAAAAGGAAUGUCUUUGUAUAAAUACAACAUUUGAGAUGCAUUAUUCUCAUUACUAGUGAAGUAAGUAAAGUCUAAUAAACUUUCAAUUGUU
Molecule: messenger RNA, 1534 nt
Organism: Octodon degus (degu)
Lineage: Eukaryota; Metazoa; Chordata; Mammalia; Rodentia; Octodontidae
Gene: Ogn
Product: osteoglycin
Exons: 7
Coding region: 278-1174 (298 amino acids)
Molecular function (GO): protein binding
Source: RefSeq, a predicted model, not a curated record